AAAAGCACAUUCCUAUAAAAUGUAUCACAAGUUCACAACUCCAUAAACUAAAAUAAAGUUUGUCAAGUUGUCACCUAAAGUAACCCCCCAUCUUCACCAACAAAGCUAAAAAAAACAAAAAAAAAAAAAAAAAAAAAAAAACUUCACAUUCUUUCAUUCACACACAAACUCAAAAAAAAAAAAAAAAAUGUCACCUCUCCCAUUCUUCACACUCACUUUUUUAACAUUCUGCAACACAAUCUUUCAAGUAACAUCUCAUUCAUCAUACACACCCACAUCACCAGAUGGACAGUUAGUCACAGAAUGGAAGUCAGCGCGUGCAACAUACUACGCGGCAGCAGACCCAAGAGACACGGUGGGUGGCGCGUGUGGGUACGGAGACUUGGAAAAGAGUGGGUAUGGAAAAGCAACAGCUGGGUUAAGUAGUGUGUUGUUUGAGAAAGGACAGAUCUGUGGGGCAUGUUUUGAAGUAAGAUGUGUUGAGGAUCUUAGGUGGUGUAUUCCUGGGACAUCUAUUAUUGUUACUGUUACUAAUUUUUGUGCUCCUAAUUAUGGUUUUGAUGUUGAUAAUGGUGGUAAAUGUAACCCUCCUAAUCCACAUUUUGUUUUGCCUAUUGAGAUUUUUGAAAAGAUUGCUAUUUGGAAAGCUUCUAAUAUGCCCAUUCAGUAUAGGAGGAUCAAGUGCAGAAAGGAAGGAGGGAUUCGUUUCACCAUUGAUGGAGCAGGGGUAUUCAUGUCGGUCCUGAUUAACAAUGUUGCUGGUGCAGGAGAUGUAACAGCGGUGAAGAUUAAGGGUUCAAGAACUGGAUGGCUUCCUAUGAACAGAAACUGGGGACAGAAUUGGCAUAUAAAUGCUGACCUCAAAAAUCAACCACUCUCUUUUGAGGUCACUAGUAGCGACGGGUUGACUAUUACAUCUUAUAAUGUUGCACCAAAAGAUUGGGAUUUUGGUCAGAGCUUUGAGGGCAAACAGUUCGAAUCAUGAUACACCUUUUGUUUUUAUACUCGAUUCUCAAGCAUAGAGCCAAAGCCUUUUUGCAGUAUGCCUUUUAAGUACUAGCCAAGAUCAAUGUAACAUUGGAAGGUCAAAAAUGUGUCUGGACCAACCACUGGGAGUUUUAACAGAUUUUUAGUUUUAUCAACUGUAUAAAACAAAUUAUGGAAAAUUUCCUCGUUAUCUGUUUUGUUUUA
Messenger RNA from Erigeron canadensis, 1191 nucleotides. RefSeq names its product expansin-A13. The transcript is spliced from 2 exons. The coding region runs from base 188 to 985 and encodes 265 amino acids. Lineage: Eukaryota; Viridiplantae; Streptophyta; Magnoliopsida; Asterales; Asteraceae. Gene Ontology annotation, cellular component: extracellular region. Gene Ontology annotation, biological process: plant-type cell wall organization. The record is from RefSeq and is a predicted model, not a curated record.